GAUACUUUGGCGCGGAUUCUGUUGUUUUGGGUUCGCUCUUUGAAAGGAGAGGGAAAUUCUACCUCGAAUCAACCGUAUUUUAUAUCAAUGGCUCCGGUUUCAAAUCCAGAUAAAGACAUGGACGGCGGAGAUUGUGAUGCGUCCGACACGUGUGGCAUUGGCGCCUCACGUUCCAGAAGGGAGAAAAAAGAGAAAGUUGGGCGCAAGUCUGCUUUAGAGCAACUUAAAAGAGCCAAGAAAGGAGAGAAAGUAAAAUACGAGGUGGAGGAGUUCACCAGCAUUUAUGAUGAAGUGGAUGAAGAGCAGUACUCGAAAAUAGUUCGGGAAAGACAGGACGAUGACUGGAUCAUUGAUGACGAUGGGACAGGCUAUGUGGAGGAUGGCAGAGAAAUCUUUGAUGAAGAAUUGGAUGAUGAUGCAUUGGGCCAUAAAAGUAAACCGGGUGCAAAAGGAGGCGAUUCGAAAAAGAAUGUGAAGAAAUCGUCUGUCAGUAAACCCAACAGCAUUAAAAGCAUGUUCAUGAACAGUAAUGUAAAGAAACCUGCUGAGAAACAUGUGGAUUUGUCUCAAGAUGAUCUGCUGGGAGAUAUUUUGCAGGACCUGCACUCUGAGAAAUCAGUUGUGCUCACUCCACCACCGAUCAUAACUCUGAAGAAGAAGAAAACACUGGGAUCCCCUAUGAACCCAUUUUCAGUCAAACCAAAGAUGCCAAAGGAGUUGCCUGAAGUCCAAGUGUCAAAGCCGAGGCCUGUGGUGACACGAGUUCCUCCUGCUGACCCUUCGCCCAGGUCUGCAGCUCCUGUUGAACCUAGUAAAGCGACUGCCGCACAGAUAAAGAAGCCUAAGAUCGAAGAGCCCGAAGAGGAGGCAAUCGAGUUUGAUGAGAUGGACUUUGAUGAGCCCAUGGAGGCAGAAAACCUGGAGGAGGAGCCUGUGAAAGUGAAGGCAGAGCCCGAGACCAAACCCAUUGUUACAGUGGAGCCCAAGACUGAGCCACAGGAUAAAAUGUUAAUAUCUGGACUGGUUGGUGGAAUGGGCUGGGAGAAGAUGGAGGAGGGGGAUCACAUCGAGACUCCUGUUGAGGUGCAGGUGGACUCGAGUCAACUCCCGCUGGUGGAGGGACCAGAUGGAGAUAUGGUCUUCCGCUUCUACUGGUUGGAUGCUUUUGAGGAUCAGUAUAGCCAACCUGGAGUGGUGUUUCUGUUUGGAAAAGUUUGGAUUGAGUCUGCUCAAGCACAUGUCAGCUGUUGUGUUGCUGUAAAGAACAUCGAGAGAACGAUGUAUCUCCUUCCACGAGAACAUAAAGUAAAUCUGGCAACCGGCGAGAAGGAUGUUAAAGUAGGAAUGAUGGAUGUAUACCAGGAGUUCAGUGAUCUCUCUGAGAAGUUCAAAAUUAUGAAGUUUAAAUCCAAGCCGGUGACCAAGAAUUAUGCUUUUGAGAUCCCAGAUAUCCCCUCUCAGAGCGAGUACCUUGAAGUCAAAUACUCUGCUGAGAUUCCUUCAUUGCCAUCUGACCUGAAGGGCACUACGUUUUCCCAUGUGUUUGGUACCAACACCUCCAGUUUGGAACACUUCCUCCUUAAUAGGAAGAUUCGUGGGCCUUGCUGGCUUGAUGUGAAAACCCCUCAGUUGAGCAAUCAGCCUAUUAGCUGGUGUAAAGUGGAGGCCGUUGCACAGAAGAGUGACUUGAUCUCAGUAGUAAAGGAUCUGUCACCUCCUCCACUGGUGGUCAUGUCCAUAAGCCUCAAGACUGUGCAGAACCCCAAGACUCACCAGAAUGAGAUUGUUUCCAUCGCUGCCCUCGUUCAUCAUACUUUUCCUCUGGACAAAGCUCCUCCACGGCCGCCUUUCCAGACUCAUUUCUGUGUGGUGAGCAAGCCUAAUGACUGCGUCUUCCCUUAUGACUUUAAGGAUGCAGUUAGGAAAAAGAACGGCAUUGUCGAGAUUGCUGGUACAGAGCGUGCGCUUUUAGGCUUCUUCUUGGCCAAGAUGCACAAAAUCGAUCCAGAUGUCUUAGUGGGCCAUGACAUCUUUGGUUUUGACCUUGAAGUGCUCUUGCAGAGGAUCAAUGUGUGUAAAGUACCUCACUGGUCAAAGAUCGGCCGUCUAAGAAGAGCCAUAAUGCCAAAACUGGGGGGUCGCAGUGGCUUUGCUGAGAAGAGCGCAACUUGUGGGCGCCUGGUCUGUGAUAUUGAAAUUUCAGCCAAAGAGCUGAUCCGCUGUAAAAGUUAUCAUCUAACUGAGCUGGUGGCCCAGAUCUUGAAGACCGAGAGGCCGGUGGUGCCACCAGAGAACAUCAGGAAUUUCUAUAGUGAUUCCACACAUUUGCUAUACCUUUUGGAGCUCACCUGGAUGGAUGCUAAGCUCAUUCUGCAAAUCAUGUGCGAAUUGAAUGUACUUCCGCUAGCACUGCAGAUCACUAACAUCGCUGGUAAUGUCAUGUCUCGUACUCUGAUGGGUGGACGCUCCGAGAGGAACGAAUAUCUUCUGCUCCAUGCUUUCCAUGAGAGGGACUUUAUUGUUCCAGAUAAGCAGUUCUUCAAGAAGGCACAACAAGAUCUGGGUGAGGAUGAAGAGGGUGACUCAGGAAAGGGCAAAUCAAACAAAACUAGGAAGAAGGCCGCAUAUGCUGGAGGUCUGGUGCUCGACCCAAAAGUCGGUUUCUAUGACAAGUUCAUUCUGCUGUUGGACUUCAAUAGUUUGUACCCCUCCAUCAUCCAAGAGUUCAACAUCUGCUUUACAACCGUCGAGAGAGGAGCUACCAACACACGCAAGAAAACUGAGGAGGAUGAUGAUGAGAUUCCUGAGCUUCCGGAUCAGAGUCUGGAGAUGGGCAUUCUUCCCAAGGAAAUUCGCAAACUGGUGGAGCGCAGACGACAAGUCAAGCAGCUAAUGAAACAGACAGACCUCAACCCGGAUCUGUACUUGCAGUAUGACAUCAGGCAAAAGGCCCUGAAGCUGACCGCUAACAGCAUGUACGGAUGCCUUGGCUUUUCCUUCAGUCGCUUUUACGCCAAGCCUUUGGCAGCAUUGGUCACGCAUAAAGGAAGAGAGAUUUUGAUGCACACCAAAGAAAUGGUACAGAGGAUGAAUCUGGAGGUCAUAUACGGGGACACUGACUCCAUCAUGAUUAACACCAACAGCACCAAUUUAGAGGAGGUCUACAAACUGGGAAACAAGGUGAAAAGUGAGGUAAAUAAACUCUAUAAGCUCCUGGAGAUUGACAUAGAUGGCGUAUUUAAGUCCCUUCUGCUGCUAAAGAAGAAGAAAUAUGCAGCACUGAUGGUUGAGCCUCAGGGUGACGGCAAAUACACCACCAAGCAAGAGCUCAAAGGCCUGGACAUUGUGCGUCGAGAUUGGUGUGACCUCGCCAAGGAGUGUGGAAAUUAUGUUAUUGGUCAGAUUCUGUCAGAUCAGAAUCGGGAUACCAUCAUAGAGAACAUUCAGAAACAUCUGAUUGAAAUCGGAGAGGAGGUGGCCAACGGCAGCACCCCACUCAACAAGUUUGAGAUACACAAGUCUCUGACAAAGGAACCUCAGGACUACCCUGACAAGAAGAGUCUCCCUCAUGUCCACGUUGCUCUUUGGAUAAACUCCCAGGGUGGGAAGAAGGUUAAAGCGGGCGACACAGUUUCUUAUGUUAUCUGUCAGGAUGGUUCAAACUUGGCUGCCAGUCAGAGGGCAUAUACCUUGGAACAGCUACAGAAACAGCCAGGACUCAAUCUGGACACACAGUACUACCUGUCCCAGCAGGUGCACCCUGUGGUCGGCCGAAUCUGUGAGCCUAUUGAAGGCAUUGAUGCAGUGCUUAUUGCUACAUGGUUAGGACUCGACCCAAGUCACUUCCGAGCCCAACAGCAGCAGCAGCGCGAGGACGAAGCGGACAAUUUUCUAGGUGCUCCAGCACAGCUCACAGAUGAAGAGCGUUACCGAGAUUGCGAGAGGUUUACCUUCACUUGCCCUGACUGUGGAACCGAAAACAUCUACGACAACGUGUUUGAAGGGACGGGGAGCACCUUGCAGCUCAGCCUGAAGAGUUGCUGCCACGCUCCCUGCGGGGGCAGUCCGAUGGACCAUCAAGUACAAAUUGGCAAUAAACUGCAGUUGGACAUUCGCCGCCACAUCAGGAGAUACUACAGUGGAUGGCUGCUAUGUGAGGAUCAGGCCUGCCGGAACCGAAUCCGUCGGCUGCCCAUCGCGUUCUCCAGGUCAGGACCGAUCUGUCCAGCCUGUCUCAGAUCCACGCUGAAGCCUGAGUAUUCAGAGAAGGCCCUCUACAACCAACUGAGCUUCUACAGAUACAUCUUUGACUGGGAAUAUGCCAUCAACAAGGUCCUGACAGGAGACGAUAAAUUAAAAUUCAAGAAUAAAGAAUGGAAGGAAGAAAUGGAAGUGUACAAAAAGCUGAAGGGUGUGACAGACAACAUCCUCGCCACUAGCGGAUACUCUGAAGUCAACCUCGCUAAGCUUUUCCAGGCUUUUAUAACCCUCAAGUAAAAAACUGUCACUAAAGCAGUUCUGGCUAAUCAGAUAUAGCAUAAUAUUUAUGCCUUUCUGCUCACCAACAGAAGCAAUCUUCAUCUUUUUAAUUCCUGUCUGCUGUAAAUACACCUUGUGAUUUUGUAAUCUAUGCUAUUUUCUAGCUCACUUGCCUUACGUUUGUAAUCCCAGGCAGCUUUUUUGUGUCUGACGGCUCGGAUGUGAAUUAAGGGCAAAGGUGACGAGCUCGCAGUCAAUCUGCAUGUAAUCACCAAACCUUUCCAUGUUUGAGCACCUGUCUCUUUCUCUAAUCUGUGUUCUUGUGUCCCAUCCCAUUUAGCCUUUGUGCAGGUCUAAUCGAUGAUGAAUCUGUGGUAAAAUGGCCAUGAUAAGGGGCUAAAGACGCUCUCAGCGCAACCCUGCCCCCUGAUAGCACCACACACACACUGGGUUUUUAGAGAUAACAAUCAGGGGUAAUGACAGGCAAGUUCAUGGGGGGCUUGUUGCAGUUUUGAAGGGGCCUUAGUUCAGUAAUGACUUCUCUACUACCCCCUUCAUCUUUAACAGCACAGCAAUUAGCCAAUGAUACAGAGGUAGCCAGUGAUUUGUGGAGUUUUGAAUGAUUGAACUCUGCUUUCAGCUGGAUUCAUCACAUCGUUCGGUGUGCGUCUUACAGCUUUUCCAUGUUUGUUGCUAAUAAAUAAGAUUCUUAAUUGGUUUUGAUACGGAAAUGUCAAUAAAAGUAUUUCAUAACA
This is a messenger RNA of Danio aesculapii, 5234 nucleotides long. RefSeq names its product polymerase (DNA directed), alpha 1 (gene pola1). Gene Ontology annotation, cellular component: alpha DNA polymerase:primase complex. Lineage: Eukaryota; Metazoa; Chordata; Actinopteri; Cypriniformes; Danionidae. Bases 88 to 4497 code for a protein of 1469 amino acids. The transcript has 37 exons. Gene Ontology annotation, biological process: mitotic DNA replication initiation; DNA replication; leading strand elongation. The record is from RefSeq and is a predicted model, not a curated record. Gene Ontology annotation, molecular function: DNA-directed DNA polymerase activity; DNA replication origin binding; purine nucleotide binding.